CGAACCAGACUGAACCAGACAAGCUCUGUUGAAAAAUGAUACAUAUGUUGGAAACGAACAGAAACUCCGGACACGAGCUUUAAAGGACAUCAUGCAUGAAAAAAACAGGAUUAAUUCUAGCAAAGUUACUCACUUGUUGCUGCAGUGGUCCUUGACUCUCCUGUGGCUGUUCGCCAUCUGGUGUGGUCCUUUCAACAAGAUGCUGGGAAUGUCUCCUCUUCACAUGAUGAUAGAAUGAGUUGUACACUCGAUAUUCCUCUGUACACCCGUCAAUACCACAGAGCAACCUGAAGUCAGGACUGCGGCUGUGCAUUCGAUUGAUGUGGCUCAGUAAAAGUUUCAUUGAAAAAGUGACGAAAAUGAGGCAGAUGACGCAGCGCCAAAUCAUUUUGAAAAUUUCAAAAAUUAAAUCCAAAGCUUAAACAAGUCGAAAUGUUCCUGGAGCAUCUGAGAGCGGGAAAAAAACAAUCUCGCUGAAGCGUUUAAAUACGGGCUGUUCCAUUGUCCGUCAGUGCAGGGGAGAUUUAUGAAUUAAGUUCUUUUUUAUUAUUAUAUAUAACGUAAGGAGGAGCUAGUUGCAGUGAUACAUUUUUAAAUAUCCUUCAUGAAUUUCAAAAUUUCACUCCAUAAGUUAAUAAAAGUCUCCCUUCCUACAAUAUUUACAACAUAUACGUCAACCCAGAACGUCACAUGGGACGUUCCAAGUGCGCCAAAGCGACAGUGACGGAGCAGUGGCGGUCAGUUGCGGCGGACCUGUGCUGUUUGAAUUUGAGCGCUGGGAAUCCUCAUAAACGGACAACGACAUGGAAGACGAUGGAAGUGCUUUUUCGGGGAUGGAUACCACAACAGUUGCAGUACUGAAAGCUGCUAAUGUCAGCACAGACAUGCUUUCCAGUCUCUCCAAGGAGGACUUGCGAGACCUCUUUCCAGGGCCUGAGCACUUUAUCCGAAGGAUGGCCAUUUGGAGGACCAUACAUGGUGGAAAUGAGUAUGAACAAUUAGCCUACAACAACCAGCCUCACCCAGGCACCUCUGGAUGUGAUGCCACCUCUAUUCCCACUACCCCAACCCCAUCCACCCCUCCAUCCAUCCCCGCACCAGGAGACAGUGCCAGCAGAACUGUACAGCUUGUAUGUCCACAGUUUGUUGUUUACACAGACACAGAGUUGGAGCAGUCGAGAACCGCCUAUUUUGAAAAGCAACGUGCUGGACAAGAAGGCGACUAUACACUCUCCAAAGAGCUUCGCUGCCGCUUAAUAAGGAAUACAGUAACAAGCAUGCUUGCCAUUAAGACAGCUGCUGAGGAUGACUUCCAAUAUCCAUGCUGCAGAGAGCUAUCUGCGAUGGCUAAGCGUCUCAUUGAGUACUACCCGAUGCUGCGGGACAGAACUGCAGCCAGUGGAGAUGAGUGGAAAUCUGUCAAGAAGCAGCUUUUGAAAAGGGUCCAGAACGUGACACCCCCAAAAAAGAGACAGGGAGCAACUCCCUCAAGAAAGAGGCAACGAGCCAUCAUCAAUGAGAGCAGCAGCAAGGAGUCAUCCACUGAUGACAGUGGGUCCACUGCUUCAACUUUGAUCUUGGAAAGAUCACCACAGUCUGGAGGCAGUUCCCCAGAGGCUGAACAGUUGGAUGUACCAGCUUCAGGUUCUGGUCCUGGUGGUUCAUCUGGAAAGAGGAGACAGAGAGAGGACACUCCUGUUGACUUAACACUUCAGACUAAUUCAUCUGAAAGGCCUGAAACUUCUGACAGCCUUCAGAACCAGGCCAGACACUACGGAGUUCUGCAGGAGCUGUACAAAUCCAGGCCCAGACCCAACAAGAAGGAUGUUGCCCAACUGUUGGACCUGGAAUACCAAGCAAGACGGGCUUACAUCAACUCUGAUGUGAUGAGGGAACAGGACAAACCGACCAAGAUACUUCAAGCAUAUCCCUGCUUCAGAGAAGUGGAUCAUAUAAUGGAUGAACUGCAGCGGAUCCUCGAUCAAGGAAACUCUCACUUCAUACCUGAUCUGAAGAAGCGCUGGGGGACCUUUUGUACGAAGAUCCAGUUUUAUGGAGUUUUCAAAAAAGUCAUGAGACCUCCAGUGGCGGAUGAAGUUAAGCAAGCCAUUGCCACAAUGAAAGCUUUGCCUGACAUCUUUCCAUCACCUUUUGCUCCACCCAAGAAGUUAGGGCAUGCGAGUGAGGCUAUGCUUCACAUCCUCAAGUCUGCAGAAGAUGCCAACACCUUUCUUCAAACCAGACCACUCUCCAGCCCUGUGGUGAUUGUCACUGAGACCAACUGCAUUCUGGCCAUCGGUACCAUUCCUGUGCUGACCUUCCCAAAGGAGGACAUCUCUGACAGUGUGAUGUACAUCAUGGCAUGCUACUACACCUUUCACCUCACAUACCCAAAGUGCUUGGCCACACUCCUGUCUGUACUCCAGACUGAAGUCCUCAUGGAUGCCAUUCAUGACAAAGACAUGACGUCUUCAUACAAAAAAGCCAUGGCUGAGUGGAGGAAGUUCAUCACUGAGUAGGCUUGUACACUGAGCUCCAGUUCCAGGAAAAGUUUUGUGGUUUGUUUAGUGCGAGAGCAAGGCACUUUCUCGUGUCAAAUGUUUAUUUUAGUUUAUUAUUCAGUUUACACAUCUGUCCAUUCAUUUUUUUCAACGGCUGUUGUAGCUGCAUGAAUGGUCGUGUUGACAGUAUCGAUGUGUUUUAUUUUCUGAAACCUUUUGGAUAAUCAUUGUGAUAAGUAAUUAUCAUGGUUUGUUCUGUUCAUGUGCACCAUGAAUAUAAUAAAGAGGGGAAAAGAAAU
Messenger RNA from Salarias fasciatus (jewelled blenny), 2800 nucleotides. RefSeq lists its product as uncharacterized. The record is from RefSeq and is a predicted model, not a curated record. The coding region runs from base 804 to 2519 and encodes 571 amino acids. The transcript has 9 exons. NCBI's taxonomy places the organism in Eukaryota, Metazoa, Chordata, Actinopteri, Blenniiformes, Blenniidae.